UGUGACUUGUAUCCUUCGAUGGGCAACCUAUAAAGAAGAACCAACUUGUCCUCAGUGUAAGCAUCCAUUUGAGUUUCUCUACAUCCAUCGCUCACUUGAUGGAAGCCUUCAGGACUACAUGUUUGAGGAGAGUGUUUGCCUUCUCCUCAGGGCAUCAUGGUUUAAACCUUUGACUGUGGAGGAAAGGGCGGAGAUUGAUGAUGAUGACCUAGAUGAUCUGUACAUGUAUGAUGAUGCAGAAGAAGAUUUUGAAGAAGAUUAUUUUGUUGGUAGUUCUUCAAGACUCCGUAUAGGCAAUAGACGAUGGGGAGACAAUGGAUAUGUCAGUGCAGGGAGGCAAGAAGCAAGGCCUGUUUAUCGAUCAAACCCGCAGGAAUCGGGUGUUGGUCCUUCUCGUGAGCCCAAGAAGGAGACUGCUGCUCCUAAAGAGCUUGUUGGGCGGCGUGCCAAGAGGGCACUGAAGCGAGAAGCUGCUGAUAAGGUGGCUGCUGAGAAGCACCAGCAGCGUUUAGUGAGGAUGGGUCGGAAGUGAGUUUUGCUCCUGGAUGACCCUAAAGAUUAUGACUCCAUGAAUCACACCCCCUUGUACAGAGUUUCACUUUUGUUUGUAAAAUAAUCAAUACAUUUAAGAUGCUGGAAUUACUGGUAACUGGGAUGGACCAUGUUCGCCUGUUAAUUCCAGAUAUAUAAAAAAUCCUUGACAAAGGGAAAAAGGAUGCUCAUUGUUUCCCAAUAAAUGUACAUUGUUAGGUGUAUUACAUAUUUUAUCUUUUAGAUCCUUGAGAUUUAGUAGUCAAUUCCAACUCCCAUCUUCUCUGCUUCAGAUGUUAAGAUAGCUAUAGAUAGAGGAUUCAAGGAGACCUGUAAAUUUGUUUAAUUAAGUAAUACAAUAAUGGUAGUGGUCCUAACUUCCA
This is a messenger RNA of Capsicum annuum, 914 nucleotides long. RefSeq lists its product as uncharacterized. The record is from RefSeq and is a predicted model, not a curated record. Lineage: Eukaryota; Viridiplantae; Streptophyta; Magnoliopsida; Solanales; Solanaceae.